This is a messenger RNA of Aspergillus welwitschiae, 1656 nucleotides long. RefSeq names its product glycosyl hydrolase family 79 C-terminal domain-containing protein. The transcript has 4 exons. The record is from RefSeq and is a predicted model, not a curated record. Bases 1 to 1656 code for a protein of 551 amino acids. NCBI's taxonomy places the organism in Eukaryota, Fungi, Ascomycota, Eurotiomycetes, Eurotiales, Aspergillaceae.
AUGCAUCAUCAUCCAAUCACAUUACUUUCUCUCCUACUUGGAGCUGCACAGAGCAUCGCAGCUCAUCCGACCGCUCAUGAUGAAAGACGCAGCUCAUCAUCAAUCGGUCUGAGUGCAUCGGUUCCAGAUGAUGCUGCUUUGCCGGUUCUGCAUCCUUUUGUUUCGUUUUCUAUUGAGUUCGCGUUCUUUCCAGAUUUUGCAGGAAACCUGUCACACCCGAAUCUCUUCUCGAAUCAGUUGCUAGACAACCUGGCCGAGUUGCAGGGCGCAAAGCCGUACAUCCGUGUUGGAGGCAACACUCAGUACGUAUCAACUACGCCAUCCUCGAUUCUAGACUUUGCGCUGUAUGAUCCAAAGCUACGAGCAGCCACAAAUGCCACAUACAUUACCAGCAUUUCGACGGAUUACCCGCUGAUUCUAUCGUUCGGUCCCGCCUUCUUCGAGUCGUACUUCACCUGGCCAGGAACAAAGUUCAUCCACGGGUUUAAUCUGGGAAAGAAUAGCUCGUCAGAUAUAGAGCUCAUGCUAGAGUCCGUGCCGCUAGCGUGUAAGGCUUUGGAAGGGGGCAAAUUGGCGUAUUGGGAACUGGGGAAUGAGCCGGAUUUGUACAAGACGUCCGCACAGGGCAUCAGGAGACCGGCAAGCUGGACGGAACAAGAUUAUGUGGAUGAGUGGUUGAACAAGACGGCGCGGAUCGAGAAGAGAUUGGUCGAGGCGUGCCCUGAGCUUGCAGAGUCAAAGUAUAUUGCGCCUUCAUUCGCCGGAGUCACUAACAGCUUGAAUCCUGUGGUGACGUGGGAGAAAGGCCUAGACAAGAGCCGGAACAUUGCCCUCAAUUCCGAGCACAACUACAUCGGUGGCGCCACUCAGCCGGGAGUAACACUGCAGAAUACGCUAAUGAACCAUACUAAGACGGUGGAAAGCGUCGCACAACAGGUCAACGUCUCACGUAUCUUGUCGAAGGACAACCUGACCCCGGGCAUACCCUAUAUUCUGGGCGAGACCAACUCCUUGUAUAACGAGGGCGCGCCUGGACUGUCCAAUUCAUUCGGAGCUGCGCUUUGGGGGGUAGACUUCAACCUUUACUGCGCCUCGCAGAACAUCCGUCGGACCCAUAUGCAUCAGGGAAGUAAUUACAAUUACAUCUCCUGGCAGCCAGUGGGAACCAAUCGUACAACCAUAGGCACGAAGGCGCCGUAUUACGGCAAUGCCAUGGUGGCGGCCAUGCUCCACGGCGGAGACGAUGUCCGAAUUGUCAAUCUCCCGCUGGCCGCGGAUACAGAAGCCGCAUACGCCGCGUAUGUGAAUGAGACUCUGGUCCGAGUGGCUGUCAUCAACUUGGUGGAGUUCAACUACACCUCAACUGAUUCGACAGCGGAGAAAGUGGAGAGCAGACCCAGUGCGAAGUAUACGUUCCAGUUGCCUUCAUCUGAAUCGGUGUACGCCGGCUCGGUUUCAGUGCAGCGGCUGAUGGCGAAUGGCAGCAACGCCAUCACGGGGAUCACCUGGGACGGCUGGUCUUACAAUUACGAGCUGGCGCAGGGUAAGCCAGUUCGAUUGCAGAACGUAACUACUGGAGAGGCGAUCUCGGUGGGCGACGAUGGGGUUGUGAAGAUCGAGAUCCCCUACUCCAGCGCUGCAAUCCUCAGUCUGUGA